This is a messenger RNA of Erinaceus europaeus (western European hedgehog), 378 nucleotides long. Its product is annotated as NADH dehydrogenase [ubiquinone] flavoprotein 3, mitochondrial-like. Bases 16 to 378 code for a protein of 120 amino acids. The transcript has a single exon. Gene Ontology annotation, cellular component: mitochondrion. Gene Ontology annotation, biological process: mitochondrial ATP synthesis coupled electron transport. The record is from RefSeq and is a predicted model, not a curated record. Lineage: Eukaryota; Metazoa; Chordata; Mammalia; Eulipotyphla; Erinaceidae.
GGUCCCCAAGCCAGCAUGGCGGCCCUGCAGCUGCGACAAGGGCGCCCCGGCGUGCUGAGGACUCUGUGUCUAGGAGCGCAGGUGCUCCGAGCGCCGACUGCCACAGCUGCUCGCUCUGCGGAGUCGGGAAAGGCCGAGAAGGGGCAGCUGGCAGCCCCCAAGAAGCAAAGUCCACCCAAAAAGCCCGCCGCCCCGCCCCCGGAGCCCUUGGACAACACGCGGUACAGGAACCUGCAGCACCACGACUACACGGCCUUCACCUUCCUGGACCUGAACCUGGACCUCGCCAAGUUCAGGAUGCCCCAGCCCUCCUCGGACGCCUGUUCCUGCGCCACUGAGCCACCCCGGCUGUCAAAUAAACCCAUCCCUGUCUGGUAA